ACUUAAAAAAAAAGAUAUUUAAUGAAGCAAGAGAAAGUUGCGUUAGUAGGUUUAUUAUCUGUUUUUGAUUUCAUUCUAACAUAGAUGUAAUAAUUACAACAGCUUUUUUGUUGUUUGAUUUUCAACAUUUAAUGGACUAUGUGAAAAUCUUUGGAGCAUUGGUGAUGCGAACUAUAGUUUCCAGUAGGGUCGACUUGGUCUUUCCAUUAAUUUUGUCAAGGGAGAAUUUUUGUUUUUUGUGUGAUUGAGUAGAAGAGUUUCAUGAAAAAGGUCUAUGCGAGCCAUGCGCACCAUGGUGGCAUACAAAGCACCAGCGGAGCAUUUCUCCACCACUCUUAACAGCCUGAAUGAUCUGAGGAAAGAUGAGUCAUUAUGCGAUGUUGUACUUCGAGUGGGCAGUGCGGAAAUCAAGGCUCACAAAUGUGUACUUGCUGCAGGCAGUAACUAUUUUAGAUCGCUGUUUCUUGGCCAGUUUACAGAAUCUUCCAAGAGUGACAUUGACCUAUCACAAGUCACCACUGACAACAUUUCCAUGGAGUUGAUAAUAAACUUCAUUUACUCUGGAGAGGUGGAUAUCGAUUCAGAAAAUGCAGAAGAUAUUUUUAAACUUUCGUCAUUUUUCUUAAUAAAGUCUCUCCAGGAAUUCUGCGCAGAUUUUAUGCUAAAAAAUCUUAAUUUACGGAACUGUCUAGAGUACUUUCUCUUCUCAUUCGAUUAUCAAUUGAAUGAAUUGAGAACAAAAGCUGAACUCAUGGUGAGGGCAAGAUUUCAUGACUAUUUAAUAAAUCAUGAAAAUACAUUGCAGCUGUCUCCCAAUAAUCUUAUUGUUUUACAUCAAAACAACGUAAUGAAGCACUGUUCAAAAUUCAGCUUGCUGCAGUUCUUGCUGAAAUGGUUGAAGCAAUGGAAAUCUGAUAGUUAUAUAAAAGCCAGUUUGGUCAUACUAGAAACCCUUCAAAAGAAUGCUUCUCCGUUCGAAGGCAGCGAAUAUUUGCCAUAUGCAGCUAAAAUAUGCUUGCGAUCAGUUCUUAAUAGUUUUGAAAAAGCAUUUGUGGAUUGUUCUGCUAUCGAGAAGGAAGAUCUUUUAAGAAUAUUGAAUCAAGAGGUUGCUAAACUAGUAUCCUGCCUGCAUCCAAACAGCCAUGGGCCUGAGAACCGCAACUUAAACACUAUUCCUGAAACAAGUGUUGAGCCUUCAAGUAGUCCACUGGAAAUAAAUGAAACAUCAGUCAGCGCAGUCAAUACAGAACGCGAAAUCGCUAUUUUUGCACUGGUUCCUAGAAUGUGUUUGCUAAUGGAAAUAUUCAGUCUAUGGCCACGCUUUGUUUAUAAUGAACACGAGGAACACUUAAGAAAACCACUCUUUGUUGUUUUUGCAUAUGUGCCAAGAAUUCGAACAUGGUUCCGCUUGUUUGAACUUGAUGAGGAUAGCUCGCCUAUGUAUAUUUUUAGUAACGGUUCUUUAAAUACUCGCUUUUAUGUCUUGGAUGAUGAGGCGUGGCUUAUGUAUAAGUCUGGACGUGAAAUAGAUAUGUUUAGUUUUCAGAGUAAACAAUGGAGAGAUCAAGGCUUGCAGUACUUUGAUCUGAAUGUAAGGCAGUUUGAUGACACCAACGAAAGCAUAGAUGCUUGUAUAGUAUUUGGAAAUAAUGGUGCAAAGUAUAUGGUUGUCAAAGUUUGCACUGAAAGCCAAUUUGAAAUUGAAUUUUAUUUUAAAUGUUAUAUUAUCCGGGAUGACGGAAAGACCUUGAACUGUAUAUUUAUAACUCCAGAAAAGACUAUGAUGGAUUAUGACGUGGACAAAACUACAGUAUUGACAGCUGAAAUAAGUGCAACCAGCAAUGAAUUACUGGUAGCUCAUAGCACACGAAAUGGAACUGGAUGGAAUCUUGUGUUUGUUGCCAAUCUUAAUGACCAAUCGCCAAGUCCCAAUUUUCUCAAAUAUGAAAGCAAUCGAGCCUGUGAUGAAUUUACAGACGUUACAAUUCUUGAAGAUGCUGACAGAUUUCGGAUUGUUUCCAAUGGGAAAACAAAAUGUGGCUCAGAAGUGAAAGUUCUGUAUGAAUACAAGUUUAACUCAAAUAAGUUGAUAGAUUGCAAAGAUGCGUCCAUAGGUUUAACAGUUUCAAGAAAGCUUGAUCCACAUUUUGGUGAACUAUCUAUUGGUCCUUUCUAUUAUGAACAAAGUGCAUCUGAUGGCCACAAGACCGUGUGGUACAUGGAGAGUGACAGGAAAAGUGUUAGCUCUCUCACAGAGGUCACAGUAGGUGAAGAAGGUAUUCCUAUACGGAAGGACCACCCACCACCGCCUUUUGCUUGCUUUUCUCAAAUGUGUGUGGGCGAGAUCAGUAGGAAUCUUCUUACGGAUUGGAAUCAGGCUUCUUGCUAUAGUUUGCCAUCACGCUUACCACAGGAUCAUGAUCAAUAGUCUUUAUCAUCUUUUGGCCAUUUCUCAACUUGUUUAACCAGCUCCCAUCUCUUGUUCAUCAAACAAAAAAAUAUUUCAAAUUGUAAAAACAUUAAAAGUUUCAUUUACCGUAUUUUUCGGGUUAUAUGUUGCACCGGAAUGUACGACGCAUCCCUUUUUUUUUACCUUUUUCGAAUUUUGUCCACAUAUAAGAUGCAUAGGCGUAUAUGACGCACACAUCCUAUGAUAAAAUAAUCCCAAAUAUGCUAUCAAAAUGUUCAUCCAAAAUGUUCAUCUAUUACAAUUUGAAUUCUAUUUAAUGCUUGAUUUUAGAUCGAAGAUGCCUAGUCAAAGUGAUUGUGGUCAUUCGUGACCUCACAUCUUUCAUCAUUUUAUUUAUUUUCUCCAUUAUAUUUAUAAGAAUUUAUUGAUUAACAAUAAUGACAUUCAAAACAAUGUAUUACCAAUAAUUAUGGACCAAAUCGACAGAGUUGCAUUCACACAUAUUAAUCCCUUUUGUCAAAACAUCACAGACCGAAUUCCACACAAUAGGUCAGUAGACGUGCUAAGCGUGUUUUCGUAACGCCCAACACUAAAUCCAGAUUCGUUCAAAUGUUCUCUUAAUCAGUAUACCGUGCAAUAACUGUUUCAAUAAUUACUCAACUAAAAGACCAUAACAAUAAAGAAAGCGCGUGUUUGAUUUUA
Messenger RNA from Dreissena polymorpha, 3112 nucleotides. RefSeq lists its product as uncharacterized. Gene Ontology annotation, molecular function: protein binding. The coding region runs from base 275 to 2428 and encodes 717 amino acids. Lineage: Eukaryota; Metazoa; Mollusca; Bivalvia; Myida; Dreissenidae. The transcript is spliced from 3 exons. The record is from RefSeq and is a predicted model, not a curated record.